Chlamydomonas reinhardtii is the source of this 2365-nucleotide messenger RNA. RefSeq lists its product as uncharacterized. The record is from RefSeq and is a predicted model, not a curated record. The transcript has 3 exons. Bases 222 to 659 code for a protein of 145 amino acids. Lineage: Eukaryota; Viridiplantae; Chlorophyta; Chlorophyceae; Chlamydomonadales; Chlamydomonadaceae.
CUGACCGGUUCACCGCCGCGCGUUGGGCCGUUGCUGCCAUUCCAUUGACAAUAUAGUUCUGCCAUUCAACGACAGUAACUGUCCACCUGGUCCAUUUUGAUACUUGACGCGUGUCCUUUCAUAUACCUGUCGUGUUGCUCGAGCGAACAAGUAGGCAGGAGAAGUUGGGCAUGUCAGCAGAGCCAGCCGCAAAGCGACUUACAAACAUGGAUAUUGCGAAGAUGGUGGUAGACGUGGCGGUUGAGCAGUACGCCAAAGACUGGAAAGAGACGGCGAUAACUCUGGAGUUCAGCACAUCGCGCCAGCAAUCGGGUGCCAUACCUGCGCUGCAGUUCCUGCCGCAGACCGACGCGUGGGUGUUUCGGCAUGCCGGCAUGCAGUUCAGGGUGCCUCGCGAGAAAGGCCCCUCAGGGUUUAACGAAACGCUCGAGAUGCUGUCGUCCAUGGUGCUCACCACCCUCGGCGUCUACGGCACCUUGCAGCCGAAAACCCGGUACCCCUACAGGGAUGAGGAGGACGAGGAGGAGGAGCUCGUGACCGCGGUGUUGUCACGAGCGGGCAAGGAGCUCACCCGGAUGGUGGUGUGUAAGGUGCCCAGUGAGGAGGUGACGCCGGUAGACCUGGUGCGGGGCCUGCGCACGCUGAUGUACAUGCAGUGAUGCAGUGAGGCCCCAGGGGACCGCUCAGCGCCCCAGCCCACUCCUCUCACUCCUCUUACCGUGCUCCUCUUACCGUGCUCCUCUUUCAUGAUCCUCUUCUCGUGAUCCUCGUACCGUACUCCUCGCAACUGACGAAAAGCGUCACGUAUCGUGCUUGGGCGCAUGCACCGCUUGCAUGCGGUGAGGGAGCGGGGCCCUGGUGGUGGUGGCGGUGCAGUUUGUGGUAGUGAUGGCAGCGAAGGGGGGUGGUGUGCGGGCGGUGGACAGCACGGGGCGGCGGUGGGAGCGGUGGUGAGGUCAUACCCAUGUCAUACCCAUGUGUGCCACUCGUCAAUGGCGCAUGCGAUGUUGGAGGUCUGCCGAUGCAUACUGGCCAUGUCAGACGCAGUGUGAGUGGUAAGCUAGCGGAUGGAGCCCGACAAAGGAGGCGGGCGCUGCGGCCAGGAACACUUUACUGGCGGUGUGGGUUUGCUGGCGACGACCAGGCACGCUUUGCUUGGGCAGUGGGCAGGCUUUUGGAGAAUCAAUUGGAGUGCGGAGCAAUGAACGCAAUGAACGCAAUGAACGCGGAGCUUGACUGAGGAGGUCUAUUGGACGCUGCGGUCGUAGCUGGCUACGAGGCAGCGGGAGAGCUUGGGUUAGCGAGACAGGAGUGGCGUUGCACAGGUGCACAUGUUACAUGCCGGCGUGAUGCCAUAAAGCAAGAUGUGCCAGUUUGGGAGGACAGGAGGAGGGACGCAUUCUGGCCUAGUGGGCAGCACUGCAGCAGCAAGCCGGACAAGCAGAGCGAUGGCCCAACCAUUUUGCGGAGGUGGGAGGGGGUGGGGCCGUGGGGCAGGCAGCACAAGAUGGAGACUGACAGGCAGCAAGGGUAAGGCGGGCAGGGGGGCUGGCUAAGGCAGAUUGAGGCCGAUACGGCCAUUCUGCUGAAGCUGAGUGAAUAAAGGGCUGCACGAUAAAUAGGCAGGGGUGCAGGCACCCCCUGUGAACAGGUCGGAGCGAGGCAAGCCAAGCACUGAAGAAGUAUGGCAAGAAACAGCAUUUCGUUGCUGGGCUCCUAUCUUACUGUCUCCAGACAUUAAUCGGCCAUUUUGGCCGUUUCCACAUCAUUCCUUCCAGGGGCUAAUGUCUGGGGCGAGACUUUGUUGGCCCGGGUUUGGGGCCGGUUUUGUCCGGUUUCCUAUGGAGAAGCCCCCAAACCGCCAUGUGCCCAGACAAAAGACGGCGGCUACCCGGCCGUUUUUGUCCCAUAGGCCGGCGCCCAAACGGGAAGGGGCAGCGCCGGCCGGUUGGGGAUGCUCACCAUGUUGUAUGCAUGCAGUGCAGUGCAGUGCCGGGCCUUAAUGAACUCUCUUAUCCCGGCACUGCGCUUAAUCCUGCAUGGUGCCGGCCCUGUGUGCCUGCGUGGUGGGCAAGUGAAUGUGCCGCUGCCAAGGGGGAAGGGUUAUAAGUAUCAGCCCAAAGCCCCAAACUGAACCAAACCAAGCUGAACUAGCGGAGCACAGGCAGAGGCGUUAGUUGCAAGCGAUUAUAUUUGUGGGAGGGGGCCGAGGCGUCGUGGAGUGGCAGGGUGAGCGGCGCAGGCGAUGAAUGUCAGGGGGGGAUGCGCCGGUGAGGGCGUGAGGAAAUGGUGUGUGUGUGUGUGUGUCUGUGAGGGGGGGGGGGCGGGAGUGUGAGCUGUGAGCUGGAUCGUCUGGACACGGAAC